Molecule: messenger RNA, 1648 nt
Organism: Asterias rubens (European starfish)
Lineage: Eukaryota; Metazoa; Echinodermata; Asteroidea; Forcipulatida; Asteriidae
Product: protein SSUH2 homolog
Exons: 12
Coding region: 1-1575 (524 amino acids)
Source: RefSeq, a predicted model, not a curated record
AUGCAUCAACCCCCUCCCCAACAGGGUUAUGGGGCACAACCCCAGCAGGGGUAUGCUGGAGUACCUCAGCAAGGGUAUGCCGGAGCACCUCAGCAGGGGUUUGCCGGACCUCCUCCUCAACAGGGGUUUGCCGGACCUCCUCCUCAGCAGGGGUUCAACGGAGCACCUCCUCAGCAGGGGUUUGCCGGCGGAGCACCUUCCCAGCAGGGGUUCGCCGGAGCACCUCCUCAACAUGGGUACGCCGGAGCACCUCAGCAGGGAUUCGCCGCAGCACCAACGCAGGGUAAUGGUAUACCCAUGCAGCAAGACACCACACCACAGACUGCCCCUCCUCAAGCGUACCCGCCGGGGUCGGAGCCGCCGGGUGUUGUCCAACAGGCUCCUCCACAACCCGCUGCAGGACAAGCGUGGAAGCCAGGAGCUACUGGCGAAGGCGCUGCCCCUUACAAGUGGGACAAUACUCCUGAUUCGGACCCGGAGGAUAACGAGAAUGCCUCGGAAGAUGUCGGAACUGGUCCUGAUGUGAAAGGACUGCAAACCGUACCUGGAUACGAAAACGUUGUGUUUGAUGAUGGUCAGCCCGUCCCUCCACCGGUCUAUGAGCCCCCAUCUGAACAGGAGCGACCACAAGAGACUUUUCAAAGUGCGGAAAAUAUUUCUGAAGAUGCCGUGAGGGCAGCCAUGUUGGCGUUCGUUGACAAAAAAUGUUGUUAUGGAUCCAGGCCAGCCAAACAGAUGGCCAUCAAGAACAUCAUUACCAGUAACGCUCUCCAUUAUAUUUUAGAGACAUUCACCGAAUCACGAACUACAUCCCGCAAAUUCAAACCACAUAGAGGCGGUCUUGUUGACGGUUUUGAAAACGGCAUGCCUCCGACUCCUUGGCAGAUGCUAAGCGAACCAAAUGAACUCUUCAAGACCCAUAAGAAACAUCAAGAAGUACCACACACGUCAUUUCUCAAGGGUUGUCACCGUUGCAAUUCGUGUGGUUUUGUCAGGUGUGCCCGAUGCUCGGGUAGAGGAACUGUACGUUGUGGACGAUGCCAUGGGAGCGGGUCAGUUACCGUACAUCGAAAUGGAGAAUCCCAUCGGCAGUCCUGCGGCUCAUGCGGAGGGAGGGGACGGAGAAGGUGUAUACGGUGUGGCGGGGACGGCAGAGUCACGUGUCCGGUCUGUGAAGGUUUCUGUACACUUCGACAUUACAUUCUCAUGACGGCGUCUUACGUUAACAAUGUAUCGGACUACAUCUUGGAAGGUACUGAUAUGCCAGAUGAACUUAUACGUGACGUCAGUGGCAAAGUCAUCUUCGAACAGGCUCUGCCGUGGGUGUGGCCGAUAUCCCAGUUCCCAGUGCAAGAGAUCAACACUAAUUCAAUCCGUAUUGUGGAUAGCCACCGUACUGCAUGGCCACAAGCUCGGACCUUGAAACAGCGUCAGACUCUUCGUUCAGUCCCAGUGACUGAGGCUCACUAUACGUGGAAAGACGUGAGUACACGCUUCUGGGUGUACGGCUUUGAACACGAGGUCCAUGCACCAGAUUACCCACACCAAUGCUGCUGGGGAUGCAGUGUGCUGUAGAACAACCUACCAGGGCCCAAUUUCAUAGAGCUGUUUAAGACCCAUAAGACACUUUUCGGUAAACAGUAUGUUC